Messenger RNA from Cuscuta epithymum, 1292 nucleotides. The record is from the annotation of a GenBank genome assembly. Lineage: Eukaryota; Viridiplantae; Streptophyta; Magnoliopsida; Solanales; Convolvulaceae.
UUUUGGGGCUUGCAUGCCCAUGUUAUUGGCCGGUUGUGGCUUAUGACUUACCGUUGAAUAUUUCCGCUAUUCAUUGGUUUAAAUGUGAUGUUGUUAUGUAUGUUUACUACUGAGUAUGGAUGGAUUAUUUUUCUCGAACGCCUUGUUUAAUCAAGUGAGGUUGACUCGCGGGUGACGUCACUUGAUUAUACGGCGGUUGUACACGCGCUUGGAUUGCGGUCUGGGGCGUGACAAUUAAGCAACUGGAGCAAGAGUUCAGGACUUUGGCUAGGUUCUUACCGGAGUAUGCGAUCAAUGAGGACCGCAUGACUGAGCACUUCUGGGAUGCCUUACUCUUGGACAUCCGAGACCGUGCCACGUAUUCCCGCCUCAUGACCUUUAGUGAGGUGGUAGAACAGGGCAUGCUUGGAGAGGCCCAGUGGAAUGAGAGGAAGGCAAGGGACGCCGAAGAGGCGAAGAAGAGGAAGUGGAAUAAUUCGGGGCCACCCGAUCAUUCUCGAAGGAACAACCACGGGGGUGGUGGUGGUGGCGGUGGUUCAUUCAAGGCGCCGGCUCCACCGGCGAAGAAGAAUAGGGAUGCGAGGUGGCACGGACCUAGGCCACAGAACUCGGGGCCACCUAGAUGUCCCAAUUGCUCAAAACAACACUUUGGGAAGUGCAAUGAACCACCGAGGUGUUUUAAGUGCGGGAAUGCGGGCCAUAUGAAGGCCAAUUGCCCUCAGUUGAUGCAAGAGAGUGCCUCGGGAGCUGGGGGAGGGACCAUGACGGGAAGAAACCGUGCGGGCCCGUCAAACGGCGGUACGGGAAGAGGCAACGCAUCCACAAGUCAUGCCGCGUCCGUAAACCAAGGCGGGACCCAAGCACGAGUCUACGCGAUGACCGAGGCGGAUGCGAGAGCAAACCCGGACUCCGUUGCAGGUUGAAGCUAGGGCUUGCUACCUGCACCUUUUUACGGGUGACAUCAAAUCAAGGAAGACGUGGUUCGUGCUUCCUCAUUUUAUUUCAAAUUUCCAAACAUUGCUCAUGGAUAUUUUUAUCUGUUAUAAACUAUUCUUUUGGGGCUUGCAUGCCCAUGUUAUUGGCCGGUUGUGGCUUAUGACUUACCGUUGAAUAUUUCCGCUAUUCAUUGGUUUAAAUGUGAUGUUGUUAUGUAUGUUUACUACUGAGUAUGGAUGGAUUAUUUUUCUCGAACGCCUUGUGUAAUCAAGUGAGGUUGACUCGCGGGUGACGUCACUUGAUUAUACGGCGGUUGUACACGCGCUUGGAUUGCGGUCUGGGGCGUGACAAACCAG